Messenger RNA from Penicillium cataractarum, 1896 nucleotides. RefSeq lists its product as uncharacterized. The transcript has 2 exons. Lineage: Eukaryota; Fungi; Ascomycota; Eurotiomycetes; Eurotiales; Aspergillaceae. The coding region runs from base 1 to 1896 and encodes 631 amino acids. The record is from RefSeq and is a predicted model, not a curated record.
AUGGCGGACGCUCCGCCCAUUGUCUUCAUCGCCAGGCAUGGCGCUCGUCUUGAUGCGGCCGACAAGGACUGGCAUUUGACCUCUCCUACUCCUUAUGACCCCCCUCUGUCGUACGGUGGGUGGAUGCAGGCGCGGGCGCUUGGUCUCCGCAUUGCCAGUCUCUUACAAGACUCCGAGUUCACAGGCAAGGAACCAGAGGCUAACUCUGGCCCCUUUUCGGCCUCGGAUACUCCUACAGCAUUGCAACCAACCCCUGCAUCCUCGGACUCGUCCCCCCGAUACAACGUUAUCGUCCACACGUCUCCAUACCUGCGAUGUUUACAAACGGCGAUCGGCGUGAGUGCAGGCCUCAGUCACUCCCGUCCGGGUGGUGAAACGUCUGAGUCGGUCGGAUCACCGCCCGGGUCUCAGCCUCACGCAGGAGAGGCUGGGAGUCAGGAUAUCCGACCGCUUCUGCGCGUCGACGCGUUCCUGGGCGAGUGGUUGUCGCCUGAUUACUUUGACCAGAUUGUCCCGCCACCCGCAUCGGACAGGAUGGUUGCCUCGGCCAAAGCUGAGCUACUUCGUCGUGCCGAGGGAAUUCCGAUGGUGAGAGAAAUAAGAUCUUCUUCGGGCCACUUCCCUGGGGGAUGGGGCAGUCAGUCUCACCCAGCAUCGCCAAAUGAGGAUGAAGACCGCCGGCUACCCUCACGCGGCUCGCCAGCUGCCACCCCUCCUGGCCAGCAACCUCAGCGACAACGGGCCAGCACCUACGAUACUCUUCAGGGCCCCGCUCCGACCAACGGUGCCCCUCUAGCCUUGGGCCGCUUGAACACCGACCUCCCCUCCGCUGUAGAUGCGGCUUACGUGCCCCCGACUCCCGGGUAUGCAGUUUCCCCCUCGGAUCCCAUCCCAGCCGGCUAUGUGGCGCAUGCACGGGACGCUUGUACCAGGAUCGACUACCAAUGGGACAGCAUGCGAACACCGUUCUGGGGCACGGGCGGCGAGUACGGCGAGGAGUGGAGCAGCAUGCAUGAGAGGAUACACACAGGGUUCCAACAUAUGGUGGAUUAUUACCGCCAACCAGGGAGUAAUGCCAGCGACCGAUCCAGGGCCAUGUCUAAUGGCUCACUGCGCAAGGAAAAUCCUGCCCAGACCGUGCUUAUUAUCAUCACCCACGGAGCGGAUUGUAACGCUCUGAUUGGCUCCCUCGCUGGGCGUUCAGUACUCCUGGACAUCGGUACUGCGUCCCUCACCAUGGCAGUGCGACGGGGCCGCGUGAGGAAGAAGAGCACGACCCCAGACUCCGAUCGCACGGCCAUCUCUCCUACCAGUUCCUCCCCCUCCUCGCCCAGUAGUCAGGGGGAUCGAUCGGUCUCCCAUGAGUACUCUUUACAACUCAUCGCCUCAAGUGACCACCUGCGUGCGGGGGUUAACCCCUCUCAGCUCGCUUCGCUGUCCUCUCCCUCGGCUCCACAACCACUCCCGCCGCCUUCCAUCCCGACCUAUCGCAAUCGCCUCGGCUCGCGUCCAUCAGCAUCGAUCUUGCAAGGUUCCUUCUUGAUCGAUCCCACCCCGAAGACGGGGCCAAGUUCUCGCAGUUGGUCCAUGAAUUCUCGUCCAUCCCCUACCACGAUGGGUUCACGAGGAGCAUCGGGCCUUUGGGGCUCUAUCUCGUCCCCCACCGAGGAAGCUGAUGAAGAUGCCGAGGACGACUUUGUCCCGAAUUUUGGAGGACCACGACCCGUGAGCCGCGACUCGUCGCCGUCCGAUAUUAUUGUUGACCGUUCGGGAUGGACGAAACAAUUACCCCAGCGUACACUCUCUCAGCGUGGGCUGUGGGGCAGUGCGCCGUCCUUGGAGGAUCGCGAUGCGGCUUCGAGACGGCGAUGGACUGUGACGGAGCAGAAACUGUGA